Messenger RNA from Ascoidea rubescens DSM 1968, 1704 nucleotides. RefSeq names its product RNA-dependent ATPase RRP3 (gene RRP3). The coding region runs from base 11 to 1594 and encodes 527 amino acids. The transcript has a single exon. Gene Ontology annotation, molecular function: RNA helicase activity; ATP binding; nucleic acid binding. The record is from RefSeq and is a predicted model, not a curated record. NCBI's taxonomy places the organism in Eukaryota, Fungi, Ascomycota, Saccharomycetes, Ascoideales, Ascoideaceae.
CUUGAAUAAAAUGUCUUUGGCAGUAUCCAGAAUUAGUAAAAAAGAUAGAAAUGUCAAGAAAACUAAAAAAAUAAGAAGAAAUAAUGAGUCUGUUUUGGAAUUAGCUGAGAAAAUCAAAAAGAAUUAUAGGAAAAAACAAGAAAAAAAACAAAGUGAACCGCAUUUAGGAACUAUCAGUAAUGAGAAUAAUGAUACGAAUAAAGACAAAAUAAAGCAAAAGCAAAAGCAAAAGCACAAGGGAGUAGUAGAGAAAGUGGAAAAAGAAGAAAAGGAAGAAAAGGAAGAAAAGGAAGAAAAGGAAGAAAAGGAAGAAAAGGAAGAGAAAGAAAAUAAUAGUAAACCAAAUAUUGAAUCGUUUUCUGAUUUAAAUUUAAUACCAGAAUUGUUGGAAGCGUGUGAAAAGUUAAAUUUCAAGAAACCAACACCAAUUCAAAUUGAAUCUAUUCCUCCUGCUUUAGAAGGCAACGAUAUAAUUGGGUUGGCUCAAACUGGGUCAGGAAAAACAGCAGCAUUUGCUAUUCCCAUUUUGCAAGCACUAUGGCAUGCCAGAACCUCAUAUUUUGCAUGUGUAUUAGCACCAACAAGAGAAUUAGCGUUUCAAAUAAAGGAAACGUUUGAUGCCUUGGGUAGUGAUAUGGGCUUGAGAUCAUGUUGUAUAGUGGGAGGAAUGCCUAUGGUUGAUCAAUCGAUCCAGUUGAUGAAAAAACCUCAUGUAAUCAUAGCUACUCCCGGUAGAUUGGUUGAUCAUUUAGAAAACACAAAAGGAUUUUCUUUAAAAUCGUUGCAGUAUUUAAUAAUGGAUGAAGCUGAUAGAUUGCUAGAGUUAGAGUUUGGGCCUGCCAUUGAUACUAUAUUGAGAGUGAUACCAAAUAAAAGAAGAACAUUUUUAUUUUCUGCUACAAUGACAACAAAAUUAGAAAAAUUACAAAGAGCGUCGUUACACAAUCCAGUUAAAGUUAUGAUUUCCGAUAAAUACUCUACAGUUGACACGUUGAUUCAAAGGUUAAUUAUUUGUCCAUCUUCACAAAAAAACACAUAUUUAAUAUACUUAUUGAAUGAGAACAUUGGAAAGUCAAUAAUAGUGUUUACAAGAACCUGUGCACACGCUCAGCGUUCUUCCCUUUUGUGUAGAAGUUUGGGAUUUUCUGCCAUACCAUUACAUGGUCAAUUGACACAAACUCAAAGAAUUGGGGCCUUGAACAAAUUCAAAAGUGGUGCUAAACUCAUUUUAUUUGCAACGGAUGUUGCAGCAAGAGGUUUGGAUAUUCCGCUGGUUGAUCUAGUGAUAAAUUAUGAUAUUCCUACAGAUUCAAAGGCAUACAUUCACAGAGUGGGCAGAACUGCGAGAGCUGGAAAAAGUGGCAAAUCAAUAUCGCUUGUAACUCAAUAUGAUAUUGAAUUGUUGCAUCGUAUUGAAAGUGUGAUUGAUAUGAAGAUACCUAAAGAAGACGUUGAUAGAGAUGCUAUUUUAACUCUUCACGAUUCUACUGAAAGAGCCUACGGUGAUGCUAUCAGAAAAACCAGAGAGUUUCAGGAAAACAGAAGGUUCAAGAGCAAGGGAAGAAGAACGAAUAACGAAGAAGAUAAAGGUUAGGCUAUGACGAAUAUGUAUUUCGCUAAACACCAUUGAUAGUUAUCAAAGUAAUUGCUUAUUAUGCAAUAAGCCAGCUGUAUAUUUUAUAAUACAAGUAUUUCAAACCGUAA